Messenger RNA from Mercurialis annua (annual mercury), 590 nucleotides. RefSeq names its product 60S acidic ribosomal protein P2A-like. Gene Ontology annotation, cellular component: ribosome; cytosolic large ribosomal subunit. The record is from RefSeq and is a predicted model, not a curated record. Gene Ontology annotation, molecular function: structural constituent of ribosome. Gene Ontology annotation, biological process: cytoplasmic translational elongation. Lineage: Eukaryota; Viridiplantae; Streptophyta; Magnoliopsida; Malpighiales; Euphorbiaceae. The transcript has 4 exons. The coding region runs from base 115 to 459 and encodes 114 amino acids.
AUCUUUCACCAAAAACCCUAGCUCUAUAUAUUCCCAACUUAGCAGUUCCAAUUGCCAUUCUUGUUAAAAAAACCCUAAUCAACGCAGCAGCAGCCAGAAAUUAAAAAACAGAAGAUGAAGAUCGUCGCCGCUUUUUUGCUUGCCGUUUUGGGAGGCAACACCAGCCCCACCGCCGAUGAUUUGAAGAAAAUUCUAGGAUCCGUUGGCAUUGAUGCUGAUGAGGACAGAAUGGAGUUGUUGCUGUCUCAAGUCAAGGGAAAGGACGUAACCGAGUUGAUUGCUUCUGGAAGGGAGAAACUAGCUUCAGUGCCGUCUGGCGGUGGUGUUGCUAUGGCUACAUCCGCAGCCCCUGCUGCUGGAGGUGGCGCUGCAGCCCCUGCUGCUGAGGCCAAAAAGGAGGAGAAGGUUGAGGAGAAGGAAGAGUCUGACGAUGAUAUGGGUUUCAGCCUCUUUGAUUAAGUCUGGUCUUGGAUUGUAUCUUUUUUUCUUUCUACUUAGUCUUUGUUAGUUGAAAUUAUUACAAGCUGAGUAUUUUUGUCUGGAAUUGAACUUUAUAAUUAAUUUAAAGAAUUUCAUCGUUUAACUGUUAA